AUGACGUUCAAACGAGGAUUGCAUUGGUCCUUCGUAUCGACGCUGGUCAAACCACCGGCAACAACAGCAGCAGCAGCUUGGUUACCCCGCGCUGUGGUAGCAGCUACCAGAUCACCCUUGCCGCUUUCAAGACCGUUCAGCACCACCCGGAUCGUCGCUCAACACGCCGCCCAGCACUCGGACUCAGCUGGUCCGGCGAGUGCUCCCUCUUCCUCUCAAGAAGGCACGACAUCUGCUACCGGCUCAUCGCAGCCUUCGGGUCCUGGCCAAGAUGAUGCCCUCUCCCGGUCACGUCGGUGCAUGCUCUACGUGCCCGGCUCGUCGGAAAAGAUGAUUAAAAAAUCCCAAUCCUCUCCCGCCGAUACCAUCAUUUUCGACCUGGAAGACUCGGUGGCAGCGCACAAGAAGGGAUCCGCACGCGAAACUGUGUUCCUCGCCCUCGAAGCGGCCGCACGUCCAGGACCCGAGCUUGCCGUCCGCAUCAACCCACCCUCGGCCGAUCGCUCGCUGGCCGAAGACGAUCUGGACAUGGUGCUUCCCAGUCACCAGUUGCAGGCGAUCGUGGUGCCCAAGGUGGAGCACGAAAACGACGUUCGCUUGAUCGUCGAAAAGGCCAGAGCGCUGCGGCCCAGCUCGGCUGUGGACAAGGGUUCGCUGGCGUUGGUCUUGUCGGUCGAAUCGGCAGCCAGCUUGCUGCGUAUGCCGCGGAUCAUCGAGUCAAUCCGCGAAGGCUUGGGCCAGGACUCGUUGACCGGAAGUCUUGUAGGAGCAUCGACAAAGCAACCGGUAGCGCAGAUUGUCGCGCUGCUGUUUGCGUCGGAAGACUACUGCGCCAGUACGGGCAUCUUGCGCACACGCGAUCGCAAGUCGCUCCUCUUCCCACGCGCGCACAUGGCCACCAUCGCCAAAGCCUACAACCUCGCUGCAAUCGAUAUGGUCUGCAUCGACUACAAGGACGAAGCCUACCUGGUCGACGAAGCAGAGGAAGCGAAGCAGCUGGGCUACGACGGCAAGCAAGCGAUCCACCCGGUCCAAGUGGGUGCGAUCCAGCACACGUUCAACCCCACCCCAGAGGCGGUGCAUCGCGCCGCAAGGAUCUUACAUCUCUACGAGCAUGCCAGUGCAAGCGAGAACCGGGGCGCCUAUGGCUUGAAGGAGAGCGAUGGCGGCAUGACCAUGAUCGAUCGACCCAUGCUGUUGCAGGCGAGUGCGGUGGUGGGCAAGGCGAGAAAGGCGGGCAUGAAGGUGCCUGAGGCGAGCGAGCUCGAGCAGGAGCAGCAGGCGUGA
Messenger RNA from Sporisorium graminicola, 1287 nucleotides. RefSeq lists its product as uncharacterized. The transcript has a single exon. The record is from RefSeq and is a predicted model, not a curated record. NCBI's taxonomy places the organism in Eukaryota, Fungi, Basidiomycota, Ustilaginomycetes, Ustilaginales, Ustilaginaceae. Gene Ontology annotation, molecular function: catalytic activity; magnesium ion binding. Gene Ontology annotation, biological process: oxaloacetate metabolic process. The coding region runs from base 1 to 1287 and encodes 428 amino acids.